Messenger RNA from Aspergillus welwitschiae, 702 nucleotides. Its product is annotated as mitochondrial 37S ribosomal protein mS37. Gene Ontology annotation, biological process: mitochondrial translation. NCBI's taxonomy places the organism in Eukaryota, Fungi, Ascomycota, Eurotiomycetes, Eurotiales, Aspergillaceae. The transcript has 3 exons. Gene Ontology annotation, molecular function: structural constituent of ribosome. Gene Ontology annotation, cellular component: mitochondrial small ribosomal subunit. The record is from RefSeq and is a predicted model, not a curated record. Bases 88 to 393 code for a protein of 101 amino acids.
CCGCAUCGUCACCGGCUGCGUUGUCGCUAUCUCUCCCCCUCCCUGUACCAUUGUUUUCGAGAAACUACAAAGUCACCAAUCGCAAUCAUGCCCCCGAAAGGAGUCUCUACCCGUCUCAACCCGGUCCGUCUGCAGUCCAUCCCUCACCUGCGCGUCCGGCGUCCGAACACCAAUGAGCCGAAUACCUGCGUUGCGGUGAUGUCGUCUAUGCUGAGCUGCUGGGCUUCCCAGGGCUACACCCACGAGGGAUGCGCGAUUCUCGAACAACAAUUGAGAUCUUGCAUGGAUGCUCCUAAACCCAAGACCCAGAGACGCAACCCCAUCAACUACCACCUCAUGAGAAUGUUCCCCAAGGUCGUCGGUCCCAAGAAGAAGGAUGGUGUGUUGGGUUAAGUACCAGGCCAAUAUACACUACAUUGUUUGCGUGUGAUUCAAUACCUUUUCGAGCGGUUGCAUACGGGCAUAUGAUCUACCUACUUACACACUGCCGGAUGUGAUGAUUGGGUGGUGUGGUGGUAUGGAGGAAGUGAGGGCUUCCCCGUGGGGGAAAGGGGAGAGAGAAAAUAUUUUUUUAUAUGGAGUUUUGGGUUUGUAAUAGCUACUACCUACCGCAUCAGUUUUGAUUCUGUGUUGAGGGUAGGUGGGCGGGUUCUUUUUGUAUAUUAUUAUGUGGAUGUUGUAUGCUAUCAAUUAUUUCCGAAG